AUGACAGAAAUAAGAAAUCGCCUUCCAUCGGCACUCGUGUGUUCUUUGACUGGUGGAUGGAGUCCAGGCGAGUCCCAGUCGCCGAAAGUGAACAAAGUAAUCCAUACCUACCUUUGGUUCCAUUUCGCGGUCGUGCCGAUUGUUUUCUCCGCCUUGCUUGGUCGAACAGAAAGUAUUUGGAUCAUCACUGGAGUGUCUUUUUCAAGCGUCUUUAUUUUCAAGUAUCUGUGUUAUCUCUUCAGCAGAGUUCUCAAUGAAUCUACUCCUCAAACUUUGGAGACAUCUUCGGUUCCGCCGGUUUGGGUCGCUAUUCAUGACAAAUUUAUUGGAUCAAAAAAGAGUAAAAGUAGAAGCACUGCGCUUUCCAAAAGACUUUACUCCCCUUCAAGACCGACUGGCAAUUCAGGACGCUCGGGAACCACUCGUUCUCAGAAUUCAGGCUCAUUUGACAACAUAACUUAUGCCUCGUGGAAUCUGGCAAAUGAACCUACUGGCUCCGCGGCGACAACUGUUGAUGGAACUUUGAUUACCCAAACGGCUGGUCUUUGUUUGAUUCGAGAAAAUCCAGAGGUGGAAGGAGUGGCAGAUCGACAAUUUGAACGAAAGCCGAAAAUUUCAAGACCAGGAUCGGUCGAUUACGGAAUAAACAAAGAAACUCCAACAAAACGGAGAUCUAAACGGUCGAAAAUGGAGUCGCAAUCUGAACCCGAAGAUCAUGAAAAUGCCCGGGCCAAUACAGAAAUAGAGCCACUUUUGUUGAACCCAGAACAGGGUGAACCGUCAACCAGUACGAGUAAACCAGUGGACGGUGUUCCUAUUGAAGCAAAUACAAAAAUCAUCCAUCGACAGCGACCAAGUCGAAAGUCCAUUCGCCGCCAUGUUCCCAAAGCUCAACAGAACCCUCAAAACACUCAAGUUGUUACAUCAGCUAGCUGUACAAUUAGAAAAGAAGCAUCGGGCAGUGACCCAGAGCGUUUGUCUGUUUCAGACGCGAAACUACAAGCAGGUGAAAUGCUUCCUAAUUUAUCGAACAGCAGGCCGUAUAAUGGAAGAAGGGGUCGAUUAAAUACACUAAAAUCCGUGCUUUCGGAGAGCUCAGUUGUGGAUGUAACGAACUACGACAACGAGAAGAUCGAUUCGCCCAAAUCGGCUGAGGAUAUUUCGGAAGAAGUAUGCAAUAUCCUCCGCGCAAAGAGAAAAGAUCAAGAACAAAAUCAGAGCGAGGCUGGAAGUAGUACACAAGAAGGGUUGUCGACGAUCCAGAGAAUUGACAAUGGCAGCCCUUUUCCAGAGAAAGCUGAUUCCCUUUCAUCAUCAACUGGUACGAACAAGAGACCGGACAGCCCCAUCAUUCCUAUGGAACUGGCGACUACAAUUGCAAAUCAAGUAGCAAUGAGCUCGCGUAAUCAAAUCGUAGGAUCGCAAAUGACACUUGAUGGUCUUGAUCAGAGAAGUAACAGAUCAUCCUCGCUGAGAUCUCGGCGUACAUUUGGGACUGGACCAGCAAGUAGAAGUGACACACCGACGCCAUUUCAAGUCCAAGGUCUAUUUAAUUUUGGAAGAAAUUCACAGCGAUCAGCAUCCGGCGCGCCUCCCCCGAAUCUUGACCUUCCUGAAGGGUUUACGGAGUCCCCAUCAAAUCAAAUGGCAACUUCUGAAAUUAUGCAAAUGCUCAAUCGAGCUGAGCGUGCUCAAUUGACGUAUUCGGCACUCGAUCGACUUCCUAUGACAACUGGAAGCGUCACUCAACGGGUUCUUCGCCGCCGCGAGCGCAAAAUAAAGUAUGAUCAGAAAAAGUACUUUGUAAGAAAAUUCGCACGCAAAAAAUGGACGUACUAUAAAUUUAACCUCUUUGGAAUUCCAGCGCUCCCAGUAAAGAUAUUCUAUACAAAGCAGGACCUGUCAAAUCUCUUGGAUAUUUCCACCUCCUUUUCAAAUGUUCUUGUUUCGGCUAUAACUUGUGGGUUGAUUUCAUUACUCGCAUCGUACUUACUUACUCUUCAACGACCGAUAGCGAUUGCCAGAUAUCCCGAACAAAGCUUCAUCUUCAGUAAGUGGAUUCUUUACCUUGUGGCUGCUACUUGUCAGUACUCGACUAUCAAGUCGCCCAUUCCUGAUGUAAUGUCUCCUGGGCAUGGAUAUGCGUUUUCUGUUGCAUUUGCACGACCGAUUUAUUUCAUUCUUUCAUCGCUCUUGACAAUAAUGCUCGUCCUUGUUUCACAUUCGCUCAAAUUGGAAGGUGGAACGACUCUCUACGGAUGUUUCUUCGUUGACAUCAAAUUCUUGGCUAUUUGUAUUGAAAUAUCGAAGCUGAUGACGUAUCUGAUGCCCGUUUUAUUCAUGCUUGGGUUUUAUGCGCGGUUGAUCACAUUCCUCAAUUGGACGAUGGAAAGUGUCGAGAUAACUUUCUUCGGUGGAACCGGAUCUUCAAGCUUGAAAGACUCAAUAACAGUGCUCCUUCGAUCAGUUGGCUGUGUCGUACCAGUUGUCGUUUUAAAUUUCUUUUCGAUGAAAAAUAAAGGCGAGCUCGACAAUCGAAUAUUCUCAAUUUCUUCUGCACUUUGCCUUACUUUGGCAUACGUGAUCUCCCGAGCUUCGAAUGGAAAUCCGCACUAUGAUCUUUUAGCAUUGAAACGAAUAUUUGGAUUGAAAAAGAAUGAAGAUAAAAUAUCAUCACUCGACAAGAAGAUUGUUACAUCAGCUCAUCAUCGCCUAGAGAGCUCGAUACUUAACGGCUGCAUCAUCUUCAUUAUCGCAUGUUUGCUCGGCAUUGCUAAUGUUUUCGAUGAGCUAAAAUCAAUGAAGAAAGUUGUUCUUGGUCCAUUGGAAAUUUCAGUUUUUAAUCUUGUAAUUCUUGCGAUCCUAAGCGUAACUGGCUUCUUAUGCGAUUACUUGCUGCCUCGCCUUCGAUCACAGAAUCCAUGGAUUAUUUUCAAGCACCCUGUUUUACGAACUCCAGAAUACAAAAAGUUCGAAGUCAAUUCUGCUGCGGCAGUCAUGUGGUUCGACAAGUUUCAAUUCUUUAUAACCAUCCUUAUAAAAAAUCUCCUUCUGCCGAUUGCUUUCAUGAAUGAGUUCUGGAGCGCGGCAGAUUCUCCAUAUUUCGUAAACUGGUCAAUCUUUGGAAAAAGUAUUUUUCUUGCGAUCAUAAGCUUCAGUAUUUCCCGUCGAUUCUUCCGCGAUUGCGAGUAUCAAUGGCUCAUUCUCAUGUGCUCAUAUCUCUUGGUGUUCGAUCUUCAGAAGUAUGACAUCAAAGAACCUAUUCUUGUUACAUGGUUUUUGGGAAACAUCGUCGCCUCAAAAGUGCUCGGUUUAUAUCGAAGAUUAUGUUUCAUCUACGUACACAUUAUGCCGUGCGCAUCUACUUGGGGAAGUGCCUUUCAUGCAAUUUCGCAGCCGAUUUGCAUGCCACACUCUGGCUGGAUGUAUCUUCAAGCUGUUAUUUCCACGAUCACUUCUGCUCCCAUAAAACCUUUGGGCGGAGCGAGCGUCUUUCUAACCUCCUACGUCCGACCUUUGCGUUUUUGGGAAAAGACCUUUCAAACAAAAACUGCGGGCGAUGAGCGUUUACAGUCGCAGCUUGAAACUCACAGACGAAGGAAUGAAAAUGCCCAGAGAAAUUCGAUUUUCUACGAGAAUUUGGCGAUAUCGCUGCGAAAUCAGCUCGCAGGAGAUAUUGCCCUUGGAAGAUUUGGAAAUGUAAAAGAGGGGGACGUAUUCAUCUUGGCGUCCAAAUCCACAGCUACAAGCUUGAACGGUCUUCUUCAAAUUGUUGAGCUUGGAAAUGGUGUUGUAUCUUUCCAACUGCGUGGCUUAGAGUUCAAAGGAACAUAUUGCCAACAACGCGAGGUCGAGGCGAUUACAGAAGACGAACCACCAGCGACUCAGAAUCAUUUAUGCUUCGCGAGGAGCAUGUGCUGCCUACGUUCUCAAAAAUGGGUCUACGGAUUGAGCGCCUUUUUCAAGAAUCUACUGAUGACUUGGCGAGUCGUUCAGAAGAAUUAUGUUAUGCCUGGAUAUUCAAUUUGUGAUUCUAGCACCGAUUUUCUAGGGAUGUAUGACUACAGAAAACUUGUAAAGACAUCUUUCACCAGAUGCAUCAUUUAUUUCGCGGCAAAGUACGAAAGACUUGACGAGCUAUUGGAUCCGAAAAAUGAGUUGAUAAAGACGCUGAAUCGAGAAAAUUACGAUUCUGACUUCGAAGUCGUCACUUCUGUCGCAUUUUCACACAACACUGAUGUUGACUACGAUCUGGCACAAGCAGGGGUCAGCAAAGUCCAGUUCUUGCUUCACUAUUCCCACUGGGCAAACCACUGUUUCAGUAUGACACACCCUGAAGAAACCGAAUGUCCGACGAAUUUUCUAACGUUGGUUUUUGCCCUGUCCAUUGUCGGACGAAAAGCAAUCUCAAAUGCGUCACAAGCUGGCAAUACUGCGGAUGCGACAAUAUUCCUAAAUGGGCUCUAUCAAAUGUUCCAGGGUAACAUCAUGCCGGAUUUUUCGGAUGAGUGGGUUUUCACUGACGACAUGGCUUUAUUGAAUGAAAUUGUUGCGCCUGCCUUACGACUGGCGAUUAAAUUACAGAGCGACGAGUUGCGAAAACUAACCGUUGGAGAGGCCAGCAGUGAGCUCACGUUUUCCAAGCUCUGGAAAGAGAUUGAAACUGCAAGGAAGACGGUAAUUUGUCACGAGAAUGAUCCAAAGUGGCGUGAAGCGGUUUUGAACAACGAACCAGAGUUAUUUUCGUUUCGACACAUUGUGACUGAAGAUGAGAGCAGCGACUACAGAUUGAUGAUGCUUGUGCGGCGCCAGUUGAGCUUCAAAAUUAUCAAAAUCAACUCGGAAAGUGUUAGAGGAAAUUGGGCGGCGCAGCAAGAGGAACUUGUAUUUGUGAGAAAUCAAAAUCCUGAGAGGGGAUCAAUUCAAAACGCUAGGGCUAUUUUGAGAAACAUUAUCAACUCGAGUUGUGAUCAGCCAAUUGGAUAUCCUAGUUACGUAUCUCCUAUUUUAACAUCUUACACAUCAACACACGACGCUGUAAAAGAACUGGCUGGGGAUGAAGUUUCCUUCACUGGAAUUUACGAAGGAACUUUGCGCUUUAUUGGGGACUGCUUGUUGAGUUGCAUUUCGUGUAAUUCCGGAAUCGGGCUUCCUGAAAAUGUUCCGCUCUCUUCCGUGAUAAGAACAAGUACGACAGAGCAAAACCAAGCUGCACAAACGUGGGUCGGCACCAUCCCGUCUACUCCUGGCGAAAACGUCGCCCAAAAUAACUUGGAUGGUUCAGUUAGCUCACUUGACACCCUGUCGUCGCUCUCUGACCACGAUCUCCAUCGCACUGCCAUAAUUAAUGACUCCAAUCAAGUGUUAUCAAAUUUGGACGGCUUCCGUCGUGGCGGUCCUCAAUUCGUUCACUGGGAAAAGACCGAGUGGAGAAAUUGCGGUGGGGCUCGUUCGUGGGGCGAUUGGCGCCCCAAAAAUGGAAUGAAAGGCGUCAUCGUUUGGGGCUGGUACCCUUGCCAUCGUUUACCUGCAAAGCGCUCUCAUAUUCAUACUGCUAUUUUGCUGCUGAAAAUCGAGGAAAACUCGAAAACUCAUUACGUUCCAAUUCAAAAGCCGGGCAUCAUGUAUGAUUCAGAUGACUCUUCAGCGGUCUCUUCAAACGCGGAUUCUGGCGAGUCUGAGGACGAAAAUUAA
Messenger RNA from Oikopleura dioica, 5694 nucleotides. The record is from the annotation of a GenBank genome assembly. NCBI's taxonomy places the organism in Eukaryota, Metazoa, Chordata, Appendicularia, Copelata, Oikopleuridae.